GACGCACCAUCUCUCUGCACAUGGGCACGCAGACACACACAUAUUCUCCCUGCCAUGAACACAGACGCAUACACAUGCACGCACACACACAGAGACAGGUGUGCUCUCUACUCACUCUGCAUGAGGACACAUUAACACGCUCUCCAUGCCAUGAACACAGAUGCAUACACUCACGCACACAUGCAGACAGGAGCGCACUGUAGGCACUCACUCUCUGCACAUGGACACAGACACAAAUAUACUCUUCUGCCAUGAACACAGACACAUGUGCAGACAGGCACACACACAUGCAGAGGAGCGCAUGCACACACACAUGCAUGUAUGCAUGGACAUGCACGCAUGCACAAACAGCAUACAUGCACAUGCAGGCAGGCACAUGCAGACAUGCACAUGCACACAGGCACAUGCAUGUAUGAAUGCACACAGACAUGCUCACACAAAUGCACAUGCAUGCACAUGCACACACAUCAACACACAUGCACAUAUGCACAGACAUGCACGCACAUGCACGCAGACACACGCACAUGCAUGCACGCACAGACACAUGUACACUGACAUGCACAUACAGAAUGGAGAGACGCACACCCUCGUGCCCGCGUGCGGGAAUAUGCAUGCACACACGCGCACACACGCAGGCCGGGGUCCUUGUCCGGCGCGGGCGGCCCCCGCCACCCCCCGGGGCAGCCUGGGCAGCGCGGCCGGCGGAGGCCCGGAGCCCCCGGGGUGCCGGGAAGAGCCCGGCAGGUCGCGGGCGGCGCAGGGCCGGGGGCGGCGGGGCGGCUGCGGCCGGGCUCCCCCUCUGCUCCGGCCGCCUCCUGCCCGGCCCCGGCCCCGGCCCCGGCCCCGGCGCUGCCCCGCUCCGAGCCCCGCAGCCGGCGGGCAGCAGAGGGGAGGGAGCCCGGCCCCGCGGGGGGAGCGCACGGGCCGGGCCGGGCCGGGCCGGGCCAAGCGGGGCUGCGACCGCCGCCUCCCGCAGUGCCCGGCCCGGCCCGGCCCGGCCCGGCCGGCUGCAAACGCCCCGGUCCCCCUGUCCCGCGGCUCCAGGACGUGGGGACAGACAGGCACGGACCCCGUGUUGUUAUAUUGGAGUAGACAUAGGUGCCUCUGUAUACAAGAGUCGCUGAGAUUUUCAUGAGAGGUGGGAGCUGCGGGUGACUCUUCUCGGGCUUGGAUGUGAGAUUGCAGCAGUUCCUGCAUCCCCUGGUGUGACAGAGCUGGCAGAUGGAGGCAAGGAUGGAGACAGAGCGUCCUGUGCUCUGGGGGCUCCUCCAGCCCCUCCUCAGCCACAUGAAGGCAUCAACUACAGAAAUGAUCCCUGAAAGUACCUACUCAUAACCAUUGUCACCACAUACUCAAUGUAUGUUUAAUUGGUGCGGGCUCUUUUCCACCCCGCAGAAGGGCUGAGAAAUGAUGGUUCAAGUGCAGCUGGUUUUAUGAACCGAGGGAUUUACUGGUGCAGCCCUGGGUUCUCUUCAACCACCGGUUCCCCAACCCCCGUCGAGCCUAGUUUAAAGCUCUUGGGAGGAGAUCAGCCAAGCUGCGGGCCAACAGAUACUUACCUCUGGGGGAGAGAUGAAGAUCAUCAUCUCCCAGGAAGCCUCCUCCCUGCAAGUGCUGGUCAUGGCUGUAGAAUCCGAAGCUCUCCUGAAGACACCGACUCUGGAGCCGCCGGUUGACUUCUUUGAUGCAGGCACCCUGGCGUCUCUGGCUGCUGCCAACCGGAAGGAUGGAAGAAAAUACAACCUGUGCCCCAGUCUUCUUGAGGCUGUCUCCCAGUUCAUGGAAGUCCUUCAUGAUGCAGUCAGGGCUGGUCCUAGCCGCAUCGCUGGUUCCCACUUAUCCCAGAUCACCUGUUCCCUCUUAUCUGGGGUGACCUGUUUCUGCGCCUGGGCCACCCGUCAGAGUUCCUCCAAACUGGGGUUUGAACUCCUGCCCAGCUAGGCAAUCAGCAGGGAGUUCAAGUGCUUCCCUAAGGGGUGACCCUUCCUCCACUGGGAUGUUCUCUAAUUCCUCCCUGAGAGCCUCGGCUUCCUCUGCCACUGACUGACUGGGCUCCUCCCUGGGGCUGUCACUUAGCUUGACCCCGGGGUCAUUGGUUCCCUCAGCAGCCAGCUGGUUGCUGCAGUCGGGGGGUCUCUUCCUUAUCCCCCUCUUGCCUCCACAGCCACCUAGGUUACUUGGCUCUGGGCGGUUUCUCUAUCUCCCCUCCUCACCUUCUUGCUCUGCCAGCGAGUCACUACAUCAAUGCGGAUGGGAUCUAGGAUGUUUCCCCACGCUGCUCGCUUAUGCUCCAGCUCUGUAAUAUCCCUCCCCACCAGCAUGGGGGCAGGAGCAUUUUCCAUUGCUUCUAUCUCCACUUCCAGUCCCUCCACCAGAUGGGGAGACGUGCUACCUGUACUUUGGAUGGCAUGACAUUAAAAAAAACAGUUAAAAUAAAACAAAAUCAAAAUGUGGCAC
Molecule: messenger RNA, 2457 nt
Organism: Alligator mississippiensis (American alligator)
Lineage: Eukaryota; Metazoa; Chordata; Crocodylia; Alligatoridae
Product: keratinocyte proline-rich protein-like
Exons: 4
Coding region: 161-1135 (324 amino acids)
Source: RefSeq, a predicted model, not a curated record